Molecule: messenger RNA, 600 nt
Organism: Halichondria panicea
Lineage: Eukaryota; Metazoa; Porifera; Demospongiae; Suberitida; Halichondriidae
Product: CWF19-like protein 1
Exons: 5
Coding region: 1-600 (199 amino acids)
Biological process (GO): mRNA splicing, via spliceosome
Cellular component (GO): post-mRNA release spliceosomal complex
Molecular function (GO): RNA lariat debranching enzyme activator activity
Source: RefSeq, a predicted model, not a curated record
AUGUUUGCUGAGGUCAAAGUUUAUUGUGUACCUACUCCCACACACACUGUGCAGAGGGAGUCUCAAGAGGAGGCUGGGCCUAACUUCUUCUUUGACCAGAGAGCUCUUGAUUCCGCUCAUCGCAAACAGAAGAGACAACAGGACAGAGGACCCCCUGCAAAGAGACGACCCCCUCCCCAGCCCAGGGGGCCGUGCUGGUUCUGUCUGGGGGGCAAGGAGGUGGAGAAACAUCUCGUGGUCUCCAUCGGAGAUCAUACGUACCUGGCUUUAUCCAAGGGUGGGAUGGUACCAGAGCAUGUGCUGGUCCUACCCAUCGGUCACUAUGCAGCCUCCACUGACGCACCACCAGAGGUUUUGGAGGAGCUUGGAAAGUUUAAGAGUGCUCUGAGGAAGUGCUUCAACAGCAAAGAUCAGUCGUGUGUCAUCUUCGAGAGAAACUACAAAUCACAGCAUCUUCAACUACAAGUUAUUCCAGUGACCAAGAUUCCAUCUGAUGCUCUGAGACAAGCCUUCAUAGAUUAUGGGUGGAGUAUGGGGGUGUGGCUUGAGACUGUGCCCAGGGAAACACCACCCUCAGAGCCUCGAUUCCAGGCAGAUUAA